Lotus japonicus is the source of this 1933-nucleotide messenger RNA. Its product is annotated as pectin acetylesterase 10-like. Gene Ontology annotation, molecular function: pectin acetylesterase activity. Bases 169 to 1437 code for a protein of 422 amino acids. The record is from RefSeq and is a predicted model, not a curated record. The transcript has 13 exons. Gene Ontology annotation, cellular component: plant-type cell wall. Gene Ontology annotation, biological process: cell wall organization. NCBI's taxonomy places the organism in Eukaryota, Viridiplantae, Streptophyta, Magnoliopsida, Fabales, Fabaceae.
GUCAAGAGUUGUUCAUAAUUAAUCACGCUGUGUGCAAAAUGCACACUAUAAAGAACAUUUGUUGUUGUUGGAUGUAACAAUGUGCAGCUGAAGCAUCCACCCACCAGAAGGAAAACACAAGAGUUAUUUCAAGAAAUAAAGAAACAAAGUGGUAGAGUCAGAAGAGCCAUGGCCAUGAGGAACAUUUUCUGGGUUGGCAUUGUAAUAGGACUUGUUUUUAGCAACUGGGUUGAUGGCCUUGCAACCUAUGAUCAAUAUCAUUACAUGAAUGAAACAGAGCUGUCUUUGUUGGAGGCUAAUGAAGCUUCUUCCCCAUCCUUAGUUGGGAGGAGACCUUUAAUGAUAGGACUCACUCUUAUUCAAAAUGCAUGGACUAAAAGAGCAGUCUGCAUGGAUGAAACAUUGCCUGGAUAUCACCUUGAUCGAGGAUAUGGAUCAGGAGCAAACAGCUGGCUUGUUAAUUUAGAGGGAGGUGGGUGGUGUAAUAAUAUCAAAACAUGUGUUUAUCGCAAGACAUCACGGCGUGGAUCAUCGACAUUCAUGGAAAAGGAGAUACCAUUCACAGGAAUAUUAAGCAAUGAUGCAAAAGAGAAUCCAGAUUUUUUCAACUGGAACAGGGUAAAAAUCCGUUAUUGUGAUGGUGCUUCUUUCACCGGGGAUGCUGAAGAUAAGGUUUCAGGACUUCAAUUUAGAGGACAGCGUAUUUGGUGGGCGGCAAUGAAUGAAUUGAUGUCAAAGGGAAUGCGUUUUGCUAAGCAGGCUCUUCUUUCUGGAUGCUCAGCGGGUGGUCUAGCUACUAUUAUACACUGCGAUGAAUUUCGAGGCCUAUUUCCAUGGACUACCAAAGUGAAGUGUCUCAGCGAUGCAGGGUUGUUUCUUGAUGCCCUUGAUGUAUCUGGCGGGCGCACCCUCAGGAACUUUUUCCAUGGUGUUGUAAGGCUACAGGGAGUGCAGAACAAUCUGCCGCGCACUUGUACUAAUCGCCUUAAUCCUACUUUGUGCUUCUUCCCUCAGAACUUGAUUGCCAAUAUUAAAACCCCGCUGUUCAUUCUUAAUAGUGCCUAUGAUUCAUGGCAGAUCAUGUCAAGUUUAGCAGCUCCAUCAGCAGAUCCACAUGGCUAUUGGCGUGAUUGUAGAUUAAACUAUGCUAAAUGUUCUAGUUCACAAAUACAAUUUCUGCAAGGAUUCAGGAACCAAAUGCUGAAUGUUGUUAGCGGUUUCUCAAGAUCAAAUCAAAAUGGAGUGUUCAUAAAUUCAUGUUUUUCUCACUGCCAAUCUGAGAGGCCUGAUACAUGGUUUUCUUACAAUUCUCCUGUCAUAGCAAAUAAGAAAAUUGCUCUGGCUGUUGGAGACUGGUAUUUUGACCGAGCUGCGGUUAAGUCCACAGAUUGUCCUUACCCUUGUGAUAAUACAUGUCGCAAUUUGGUCUUCAGAUGAGGCAAAUUUCAUUCAUCACUCAUUUGGGCGAAUUCUUGUCUGCAAUUAGGAGAUAUGCUAUUCAGUUAAUGAUCAAUAACAAUAAAAGAAAAACCACUAGAAAUGGUUAGUGGUGAGAAACUUAGAUAGUUCACAUGUGAUUAUAGCAAAAAAGAAGGGCAUGUUUAAUAAGCUUCAUCCAUGAUUUAUUAGUUGGUGAAAGAAACUUUCAUAUUUAGAUCAUUACUUGGAAUGAUGAGGCAAAUGCAUUUAAUUUUCAGAGUUUGUGAGAGAUGAUGGACAAUUAGAAUUUACACACUGUAAUAGGCUGAACACUUGCAAUGAAUAUGAUUGAAUGAGAUCAUCUCAAUCUCAUAUCUUCCUUUUAGUUGGAAUAAAAGGUUCAUGGUAACACCUAGACUUCCUUUUUACCAUACUCCAAGUCUCCAACCAACUCGGUGUUUCUAAUUUUUGCAUAUUUCAUAUUCAACGAUGUAAUAUUAUAAUUCAUAAAUUC